Messenger RNA from Haliotis rufescens (red abalone), 18705 nucleotides. RefSeq lists its product as uncharacterized. NCBI's taxonomy places the organism in Eukaryota, Metazoa, Mollusca, Gastropoda, Lepetellida, Haliotidae. Gene Ontology annotation, molecular function: double-stranded RNA binding; tRNA binding; nucleotidyltransferase activity. The record is from RefSeq and is a predicted model, not a curated record. The coding region runs from base 1 to 18606 and encodes 6201 amino acids. Gene Ontology annotation, cellular component: cytoplasm. Gene Ontology annotation, biological process: regulation of translational fidelity. The transcript is spliced from 56 exons.
AUGGUUAUUGGGAUAAUUCGACGCCCUCCGGUGGUUACCCCCAGUGACAUAAGGAGGAACACAAAGCAUUCCCAACCGAAGGACAGAUUGACAAUUCCAUGUCAACUAUUCAACUCUCGAAAAGCAUCCGCCUUGCGAAAGGUGGGUCGAAUCUUGGCACAAGGUGGAAUAAUAGGAACUCCCACAGAUACCGUGUAUGCCAUAGGAGCCUCCUGCAAACAUCCCGAGUCCAUCCGAAGACUCUACACAGUCAAGGAACGUCCUGCAACAAAACCCAUCUGUCUGUGUCUGUCCAAUCUGGAUCAGUUGAAAGCAGCCAAGCCCGACUUCAGUCCUCUCCUUUGGAACUUCAUGGAAAGAUGCUACCCAGGUGGUAUCAGCUGUGUUGUACCGAAAGGAGAAUGGAUGUACAAUCUUGGUGUCGGUGAUGCCUACGAUAUCGUUGGAACAAAGGACAACAUAUGCAUCCGUGUUCCUGACAGUUCCGUCUUGGCCUACCUCGUGUCUGUGUCUGGUCCAAUUGCCAUCACAUCGGGCAAUCCCAGUGGAGGAGCUGACAGCAUUCACCAUGACAUGCUUAUCAAUUCACUGGGCCAUAAACUUGAUGGCAUGAUCUGUGAUGGCGAUUCAAGAGAGCUGAGCGCAUCAACAGUUGUCAACUGUAUGAACAUCGACCAAGGUGAGAUCACCUAUUUUCGAGUUGGGUGCACACCACAGGAAAUUGUGGACAAGCAUUUGGAGGACGCCAAAGCAGAAAUUGAAGGCAAAACAAGCUACCCUCCAUGCACACUGUACGAGUCACGUAAAUCCUCCGAUCUAAGAGCUGCCGCUGCUAUCCUGAGUGAUGGUGGUGUGGUUGGAACUCCCACAGACACCGUGUAUGCCAUAGGAGCCUCCUGCAAACAUCCUGAGUCCAUCCGAAGACUCUACACAGUCAAGGAACGUCCUGCAACAAAACCCAUCUGUCUGUGUCUGUCCAAUCUGGAUCAGUUGAAAGCAGCCAAGCCCGACUUCAGUCCUCUCCUUUGGAACUUCAUGGAAAGAUGCUACCCAGGUGGUAUCAGCUGUGUUGUACCCAAAGGAGAAUGGAUGUACAAUCUUGGUGUCGGUGAUGCCUACGAUAUCGUUGGAACAAAGGACAACAUAUGCAUCCGUGUUCCUGACAGUUCCGUCUUGGCCUACCUCGUGUCUGUGUCUGGUCCAAUUGCCAUCACAUCGGGCAAUCCCAGUGGAGGAGCUGACAGCAUUCACCAUGACAUGCUUAUCAAUUCACUGGGCCAUAAACUUGAUGGCAUGAUCUGUGAUGGCGAUUCAAGAGAGCUGAGCGCAUCAACAGUUGUCAACUGUAUGAACAUCGACCAAGGUGAGAUCACCUAUUUUCGAGUUGGGUGCACACCACAGGAAAUUGUGGACAAGCAUUUGGAGGACGCCAAAGCAGAAAUUGAAGGCAAAACAAGCUACCCUCCAUGCACACUGUACGAGUCACGUAAAUCCUCCGAUCUAAGAGCUGCCGCUGCUAUCCUGAGUGAUGGUGGUGUGGUUGGAACUCCCACAGACACCGUGUAUGCCAUAGGAGCCUCCUGCAAACAUCCCGAGUCCAUCCGAAGACUCUACACAGUCAAGGAACGUCCUGCAACAAAACCCAUCUGUCUGUGUCUGUCCAAUCUGGAUCAGUUGAAAGCAGCCAAGCCCGACUUCAGUCCUCUCCUUUGGAACUUCAUGGAAAGAUGCUACCCAGGUGGUAUCAGCUGUGUUGUACCCAAAGGAGAAUGGAUGUACAAUCUUGGUGUCGGUGAUGCCUACGAUAUCGUUGGAACAAAGGACAACAUAUGCAUCCGUGUUCCUGACAGUUCCGUCUUGGCCUACCUCGUGUCUGUGUCUGGUCCAAUUGCCAUCACAUCGGGCAAUCCCAGUGGAGGAGCUGACAGCAUUCACCAUGACAUGCUUAUCAAUUCACUGGGCCAUAAACUUGAUGGCAUGAUCUGUGAUGGCGAUUCAAGAGAGCUGAGCGCAUCAACAGUUGUCAACUGUAUGAACAUCGACCAAGGUGAGAUCACCUAUUUUCGAGUUGGGUGCACACCACAGGAAAUUGUGGACAAGCAUUUGGAGGACGCCAAAGCAGAAAUUGAAGGCAAAACAAGCUACCCUCCAUGCACACUGUACGAGUCACGUAAAUCCUCCGAUCUAAGAGCUGCCGCUGCUAUCCUGAGUGAUGGUGGUGUGGUUGGAACUCCCACAGACACCGUGUAUGCCAUAGGAGCCUCCUGCAAACAUCCCGAGUCCAUCCGAAGACUCUACACAGUCAAGGAACGUCCUGCAACAAAACCCAUCUGUCUGUGUCUGUCCAAUCUGGAUCAGUUGAAAGCAGCCAAGCCCGACUUCAGUCCUCUCCUUUGGAACUUCAUGGAAAGAUGCUACCCAGGUGGUAUCAGCUGUGUUGUACCCAAAGGAGAAUGGAUGUACAAUCUUGGUGUCGGUGAUGCCUACGAUAUCGUUGGAACAAAGGACAACAUAUGCAUCCGUGUUCCUGACAGUUCCGUCUUGGCCUACCUCGUGUCUGUGUCUGGUCCAAUUGCCAUCACAUCGGGCAAUCCCAGUGGAGGAGCUGACAGCAUUCACCAUGACAUGCUUAUCAAUUCACUGGGCCAUAAACUUGAUGGCAUGAUCUGUGAUGGCGAUUCAAGAGAGCUGAGCGCAUCAACAGUUGUCAACUGUAUGAACAUCGACCAAGGUGAGAUCACCUAUUUUCGAGUUGGGUGCACACCACAGGAAAUUGUGGACAAGCAUUUGGAGGACGCCAAAGCAGAAAUUGAAGGCAAAACAAGCUACCCUCCAUGCACACUGUACGAGUCACGUAAAUCCUCCGAUCUAAGAGCUGCCGCUGCUAUCCUGAGUGAUGGUGGUGUGGUUGGAACUCCCACAGACACCGUGUAUGCCAUAGGAGCCUCCUGCAAACAUCCUGAGUCCAUCCGAAGACUCUACACAGUCAAGGAACGUCCUGCAACAAAACCCAUCUGUCUGUGUCUGUCCAAUCUGGAUCAGUUGAAAGCAGCCAAGCCCGACUUCAGUCCUCUCCUUUGGAACUUCAUGGAAAGAUGCUACCCAGGUGGUAUCAGCUGUGUUGUACCCAAAGGAGAAUGGAUGUACAAUCUUGGUGUCGGUGAUGCCUACGAUAUCGUUGGAACAAAGGACAACAUAUGCAUCCGUGUUCCUGACAGUUCCGUCUUGGCCUACCUCGUGUCUGUGUCUGGUCCAAUUGCCAUCACAUCGGGCAAUCCCAGUGGAGGAGCUGACAGCAUUCACCAUGACAUGCUUAUCAAUUCACUGGGCCAUAAGCUUGAUGGCAUGAUCUGUGAUGGCGAUUCAAGAGAGCUGAGCGCAUCAACAGUUGUCAACUGUAUGAACAUCGACCAAGGUGAGAUCACCUAUUUUCGAGUUGGGUGCACACCACAGGAAAUUGUGGACAAGCAUUUGGAGGACGCCAAAGCAGAAAUUGAAGGCAAAACAAGCUACCCUCCAUGCACACUGUACGAGUCAAAUAAAUCCUCCGAUCUAAGAGCUGCCGCUGCUAUCCUGAGUGAUGGUGGUGUGGUUGGAACUCCCACAGACACCGUGUAUGCCAUAGGAGCCUCCUGCAAACAUCCCGAGUCCAUCCGAAGACUCUACACAGUCAAGGAACGUCCUGCAACAAAACCCAUCUGUCUGUGUCUGUCCAAUCUGGAUCAGUUGAAAGCAGCCAAGCCCGACUUCAGUCCUCUCCUUUGGAACUUCAUGGAAAGAUGCUACCCAGGUGGUAUCAGCUGUGUUGUACCCAAAGGAGAAUGGAUGUACAAUCUUGGUGUCGGUGAUGCCUACGAUAUCGUUGGAACAAAGGACAACAUAUGCAUCCGUGUUCCUGACAGUUCCGUCUUGGCCUACCUCGUGUCUGUGUCUGGUCCAAUUGCCAUCACAUCGGGCAAUCCCAGUGGAGGAGCUGACAGCAUUCACCAUGACAUGCUUAUCAAUUCACUGGGCCAUAAACUUGAUGGCAUGAUCUGUGAUGGCGAUUCAAGAGAGCUGAGCGCAUCAACAGUUGUCAACUGUAUGAACAUCGACCAAGGUGAGAUCACCUAUUUUCGAGUUGGGUGCACACCACAGGAAAUUGUGGACAAGCAUUUGGAGGACGCCAAAGCAGAAAUUGAAGGCAAAACAAGCUACCCUCCAUGCACACUGUACGAGUCACGUAAAUCCUCCGAUCUAAGAGCCGCAGCUGCUAUCCUGAGUGAUGGUGGUGUGGUUGGAACUCCCACAGACACCGUGUAUGCCAUAGGAGCCUCCUGCAAACAUCCCGAGUCCAUCCGAAGACUCUACACAGUCAAGGAACGUCCUGCAACAAAACCCAUCUGUCUGUGUCUGUCCAAUCUGGAUCAGUUGAAAGCAGCCAAGCCCGACUUCAGUCCUCUCCUUUGGAACUUCAUGGAAAGAUGCUACCCAGGUGGUAUCAGCUGUGUUGUACCCAAAGGAGAAUGGAUGUACAAUCUUGGUGUCGGUGAUGCCUACGAUAUCGUUGGAACAAAGGACAACAUCUGCAUCCGUGUUCCUGACAGUUCCGUCUUGGCCUACCUCGUGUCUGUGUCUGGUCCAAUUGCCAUCACAUCGGGCAAUCCCAGUGGAGGAGCUGACAGCAUUCACCAUGACAUGCUUAUCAAUUCACUGGGCCAUAAACUUGAUGGCAUGAUCUGUGAUGGCGAUUCAAGAGAGCUGAGCGCAUCAACAGUUGUCAACUGUAUGAACAUCGACCAAGGUGAGAUCACCUAUUUUCGAGUUGGGUGCACACCACAGGAAAUUGUGGACAAGCAUUUGGAGGACGCCAAAGCAGAAAUUGAAGGCAAAACAAGCUACCCUCCAUGCACACUGUACGAGUCACGUAAAUCCUCCGAUCUAAGAGCUGCCGCUGCUAUCCUGAGUGAUGGUGGUGUGGUUGGAACUCCCACAGACACCGUGUAUGCCAUAGGAGCCUCCUGCAAACAUCCUGAGUCCAUCCGAAGACUCUACACAGUCAAGGAACGUCCUGCAACAAAACCCAUCUGUCUGUGUCUGUCCAAUCUGGAUCAGUUGAAAGCAGCCAAGCCCGACUUCAGUCCUCUCCUUUGGAACUUCAUGGAAAGAUGCUACCCAGGUGGUAUCAGCUGUGUUGUACCGAAAGGAGAAUGGAUGUACAAUCUUGGUGUCGGUGAUGCCUACGAUAUCGUUGGAACAAAGGACAACAUAUGCAUCCGUGUUCCUGACAGUUCCGUCUUGGCCUACCUCGUGUCUGUGUCUGGUCCAAUUGCCAUCACAUCGGGCAAUCCCAGUGGAGGAGCUGACAGCAUUCACCAUGACAUGCUUAUCAAUUCACUGGGCCAUAAACUUGAUGGCAUGAUCUGUGAUGGCGAUUCAAGAGAGCUGAGCGCAUCAACAGUUGUCAACUGUAUGAACAUCGACCAAGGUGAGAUCACCUAUUUUCGAGUUGGGUGCACACCACAGGAAAUUGUGGACAAGCAUUUGGAGGACGCCAAAGCAGAAAUUGAAGGCAAAACAAGCUACCCUCCAUGCACACUGUACGAGUCAAAUAAAUCCUCCGAUCUAAGAGCUGCCGCUGCUAUCCUGAGUGAUGGUGGUGUGGUUGGAACUCCCACAGACACCGUGUAUGCCAUAGGAGCCUCCUGCAAACAUCCCGAGUCCAUCCGAAGACUCUACACAGUCAAGGAACGUCCUGCAACAAAACCCAUCUGUCUGUGUCUGUCCAAUCUGGAUCAGUUGAAAGCAGCCAAGCCCGACUUCAGUCCUCUCCUUUGGAACUUCAUGGAAAGAUGCUACCCAGGUGGUAUCAGCUGUGUUGUACCCAAAGGAGAAUGGAUGUACAAUCUUGGUGUCGGUGAUGCCUACGAUAUCGUUGGAACAAAGGACAACAUAUGCAUCCGUGUUCCUGACAGUUCCGUCUUGGCCUACCUCGUGUCUGUGUCUGGUCCAAUUGCCAUCACAUCGGGCAAUCCCAGUGGAGGAGCUGACAGCAUUCACCAUGACAUGCUUAUCAAUUCACUGGGCCAUAAGCUUGAUGGCAUGAUCUGUGAUGGCGAUUCAAGAGAGCUGAGCGCAUCAACAGUUGUCAACUGUAUGAACAUCGACCAAGGUGAGAUCACCUAUUUUCGAGUUGGGUGCACACCACAGGAAAUUGUGGACAAGCAUUUGGAGGACGCCAAAGCAGAAAUUGAAGGCAAAACAAGCUACCCUCCAUGCACACUGUACGAGUCAAAUAAAUCCUCCGAUCUAAGAGCUGCCGCUGCUAUCCUGAGUGAUGGUGGUGUGGUUGGAACUCCCACAGACACCGUGUAUGCCAUAGGAGCCUCCUGCAAACAUCCCGAGUCCAUCCGAAGACUCUACACAGUCAAGGAACGUCCUGCAACAAAACCCAUCUGUCUGUGUCUGUCCAAUCUGGAUCAGUUGAAAGCAGCCAAGCCCGACUUCAGUCCUCUCCUUUGGAACUUCAUGGAAAGAUGCUACCCAGGUGGUAUCAGCUGUGUUGUACCCAAAGGAGAAUGGAUGUACAAUCUUGGUGUCGGUGAUGCCUACGAUAUCGUUGGAACAAAGGACAACAUAUGCAUCCGUGUUCCUGACAGUUCCGUCUUGGCCUACCUCGUGUCUGUGUCUGGUCCAAUUGCCAUCACAUCGGGCAAUCCCAGUGGAGGAGCUGACAGCAUUCACCAUGACAUGCUUAUCAAUUCACUGGGCCAUAAACUUGAUGGCAUGAUCUGUGAUGGCGAUUCAAGAGAGCUGAGCGCAUCAACAGUUGUCAACUGUAUGAACAUCGACCAAGGUGAGAUCACCUAUUUUCGAGUUGGGUGCACACCACAGGAAAUUGUGGACAAGCAUUUGGAGGACGCCAAAGCAGAAAUUGAAGGCAAAACAAGCUACCCUCCAUGCACACUGUACGAGUCACGUAAAUCCUCCGAUCUAAGAGCUGCCGCUGCUAUCCUGAGUGAUGGUGGUGUGGUUGGAACUCCCACAGACACCGUGUAUGCCAUAGGAGCCUCCUGCAAACAUCCCGAGUCCAUCCGAAGACUCUACACAGUCAAGGAACGUCCUGCAACAAAACCCAUCUGUCUGUGUCUGUCCAAUCUGGAUCAGUUGAAAGCAGCCAAGCCCGACUUCAGUCCUCUCCUUUGGAACUUCAUGGAAAGAUGCUACCCAGGUGGUAUCAGCUGUGUUGUACCCAAAGGAGAAUGGAUGUACAAUCUUGGUGUCGGUGAUGCCUACGAUAUCGUUGGAACAAAGGACAACAUCUGCAUCCGUGUUCCUGACAGUUCCGUCUUGGCCUACCUCGUGUCUGUGUCUGGUCCAAUUGCCAUCACAUCGGGCAAUCCCAGUGGAGGAGCUGACAGCAUUCACCAUGACAUGCUUAUCAAUUCACUGGGCCAUAAACUUGAUGGCAUGAUCUGUGAUGGCGAUUCAAGAGAGCUGAGCGCAUCAACAGUUGUCAACUGUAUGAACAUCGACCAAGGUGAGAUCACCUAUUUUCGAGUUGGGUGCACACCACAGGAAAUUGUGGACAAGCAUUUGGAGGACGCCAAAGCAGAAAUUGAAGGCAAAACAAGCUACCCUCCAUGCACACUGUACGAGUCAAAUAAAUCCUCCGAUCUAAGAGCUGCCGCUGCUAUCCUGAGUGAUGGUGGUGUGGUUGGAACUCCCACAGACACCGUGUAUGCCAUAGGAGCCUCCUGCAAACAUCCCGAGUCCAUCCGAAGACUCUACACAGUCAAGGAACGUCCUGCAACAAAACCCAUCUGUCUGUGUCUGUCCAAUCUGGAUCAGUUGAAAGCAGCCAAGCCCGACUUCAGUCCUCUCCUUUGGAACUUCAUGGAAAGAUGCUACCCAGGUGGUAUCAGCUGUGUUGUACCCAAAGGAGAAUGGAUGUACAAUCUUGGGGUCGGUGAUGCCUACGAUAUCGUUGGAACAAAGGACAACAUAUGCAUCCGUGUUCCUGACAGUUCCGUCUUGGCCUACCUCGUGUCUGUGUCUGGUCCAAUUGCCAUCACAUCGGGCAAUCCCAGUGGAGGAGCUGACAGCAUUCACCAUGACAUGCUUAUCAAUUCACUAGGCCAUAAGCUUGAUGGCAUGAUCUGUGAUGGCGAUUCAAGAGAGCUGAGCGCAUCAACAGUUGUCAACUGUAUGAACAUCGACCAAGGUGAGAUCACCUAUUUUCGAGUUGGGUGCACACCACAGGAAAUUGUGGACAAACAUUUGGAGGACGCCAAAGCAGAAAUUGAAGGCAAAACAAGCUACCCUCCAUGCACACUGUACGAGUCACGUAAAUCCUCCGAUCUAAGAGCUGCCGCUGCUAUCCUGAGUGAUGGUGGCGUGGUUGGAACUCCCACAGACACCGUGUAUGCCAUAGGAGCCUCCUGCAAACAUCCCGAGUCCAUCCGAAGACUCUACACAGUCAAGGAACGUCCUGCAACAAAACCCAUCUGUCUGUGUCUGUCCAAUCUGGAUCAGUUGAAAGCAGCCAAGCCCGACUUCAGUCCUCUCCUUUGGAACUUCAUGGAAAGAUGCUACCCAGGUGGUAUCAGCUGUGUUGUACCCAAAGGAGAAUGGAUGUACAAUCUUGGUGUCGGUGAUGCCUACGAUAUCGUUGGAACAAAGGACAACAUCUGCAUCCGUGUUCCUGACAGUUCCGUCUUGGCCUACCUCGUGUCUGUGUCUGGUCCAAUUGCCAUCACAUCGGGCAAUCCCAGUGGAGGAGCUGACAGCAUUCACCAUGACAUGCUUAUCAAUUCACUAGGCCAUAAGCUUGAUGGCAUGAUCUGUGAUGGCGAUUCAAGAGAGCUGAGCGCAUCAACAGUUGUCAACUGUAUGAACAUCGACCAAGGUGAGAUCACCUAUUUUCGAGUUGGGUGCACACCACAGGAAAUUGUGGACAAACAUUUGGAGGACGCCAGAGCAGAAAUUGAAGGCAAAACAAGCUACCCUCCAUGCACACUGUACGAGUCACGUAAAUCCUCCGAUCUAAGAGCUGCCGCUGCUAUCCUGAGUGAUGGUGGCGUGGUUGGAACUCCCACAGACACCGUGUAUGCCAUAGGAGCCUCCUGCAAACAUCCCGAGUCCAUCCGAAGACUCUACACAGUCAAGGAACGUCCUGCAACAAAACCCAUCUGUCUGUGUCUGUCCAAUCUGGAUCAGUUGAAAGCAGCCAAGCCCGACUUCAGUCCUCUCCUUUGGAACUUCAUGGAAAGAUGCUACCCAGGUGGUAUCAGCUGUGUUGUACCCAAAGGAGAAUGGAUGUACAAUCUUGGGGUCGGUGAUGCUUACGAUAUCGUUGGAACAAAGGACAACAUAUGCAUCCGUGUUCCUGACAGUUCCGUCUUGGCCUACCUCGUGUCUGUGUCUGGUCCAAUUGCCAUCACAUCGGGCAAUCCCAGUGGAGGAGCUGACAGCAUUCACCAUGACAUGCUUAUCAAUUCACUAGGCCAUAAGCUUGAUGGCAUGAUCUGUGAUGGCGAUUCAAGAGAGCUGAGCGCAUCAACAGUUGUCAACUGUAUGAACAUCGACCAAGGUGAGAUCACCUAUUUUCGAGUUGGGUGCACACCACAGGAAAUUGUGGACAGACAUUUGGAGGACGCCAAAGCAGAAAUUGAAGGCAAAACAAGCUACCCUCCAUGCACACUGUACGAGUCACGUAAAUCCUCCGAUCUAAGAGCUGCCGCUGCUAUCCUGAGUGAUGGUGGCGUGGUUGGAACUCCCACAGACACCGUGUAUGCCAUAGGAGCCUCCUGCAAACAUCCCGAGUCCAUCCGAAGACUCUACACAGUCAAGGAACGUCCUGCAACAAAACCCAUCUGUCUGUGUCUGUCCAAUCUGGAUCAGUUGAAAGCAGCCAAGCCCGACUUCAGUCCUCUCCUUUGGAACUUCAUGGAAAGAUGCUACCCAGGUGGUAUCAGCUGUGUUGUACCGAAAGGAGAAUGGAUGUACAAUCUUGGGGUCGGUGAUGCUUACGAUAUCGUUGGAACAAAGGACAACAUAUGCAUCCGUGUUCCUGACAGUUCCGUCUUGGCCUACCUCGUGUCUGUGUCUGGUCCAAUUGCCAUCACAUCGGGCAAUCCCAGUGGAGGAGCUGACAGCAUUCACCAUGACAUGCUUAUCAAUUCACUAGGCCAUAAACUUGAUGGCAUGAUCUGUGAUGGCGAUUCAAGAGAGCUGAGCGCAUCAACAGUUGUCAACUGUAUGAACAUCGACCAAGGUGAGAUCACCUAUUUUCGAGUUGGGUGCACACCACAGGAAAUUGUGGACAAACAUUUGGAGGACGCCAGAGCAGAAAUUGAAGGCAAAACAAGCUACCCUCCAUGCACACUGUACGAGUCACGUAAAUCCUCCGAUCUAAGAGCUGCCGCUGCUAUCCUGAGUGAUGGUGGCGUGGUUGGAACUCCCACAGACACCGUGUAUGCCAUAGGAGCCUCCUGCAAACAUCCCCAGUCCAUCCGAAGACUCUACACAGUCAAGGAACGUCCUGCAACAAAACCCAUCUGUCUGUGUCUGUCCAAUCUGGAUCAGUUGAAAGCAGCCAAGCCCGACUUCAGUCCUCUCCUUUGGAACUUCAUGGAAAGAUGCUACCCAGGUGGUAUCAGCUGUGUUGUACCCAAAGGAGAAUGGAUGUACAAUCUUGGGGUCGGUGAUGCUUACGAUAUCGUUGGAACAAAGGACAACAUAUGCAUCCGUGUUCCUGACAGUUCCGUCUUGGCCUACCUCGUGUCUGUGUCUGGUCCAAUUGCCAUCACAUCGGGCAAUCCCAGUGGAGGAGCUGACAGCAUUCACCAUGACAUGCUUAUCAAUUCACUAGGCCAUAAGCUUGAUGGCAUGAUCUGUGAUGGCGAUUCAAGAGAGCUGAGCGCAUCAACAGUUGUCAACUGUAUGAACAUCGACCAAGGUGAGAUCACCUAUUUUCGAGUUGGGUGCACACCACAGGAAAUUGUGGACAAACAUUUGGAGGACGCCAAAGCAGAAAUUGAAGGCAAAACAAGCUACCCUCCAUGCACACUGUACGAGUCAAAUAAAUCCUCCGAUCUGAGAGCCGCAGCUGCUAUCCUGAGUGAUGGUGGCGUGGUUGGAACUCCCACAGACACCGUGUAUGCCAUAGGAGCCUCCUGCAAACAUCCCGAGUCCAUCCGAAGACUCUACACAGUCAAGGAACGUCCUGCAACAAAACCCAUCUGUCUGUGUCUGUCCAAUCUGGAUCAGUUGAAAGCAGCCAAGCCCGACUUCAGUCCUCUCCUUUGGAACUUCAUGGAAAGAUGCUACCCAGGUGGUAUCAGCUGUGUUGUACCCAAAGGAGAAUGGAUGUACAAUCUUGGGGUCGGUGAUGCUUACGAUAUCGUUGGAACAAAGGACAACAUCUGCAUCCGUGUUCCUGACAGUUCCGUCUUGGCCUACCUCGUGUCUGUGUCUGGUCCAAUUGCCAUCACAUCGGGCAAUCCCAGUGGAGGAGCUGACAGCAUUCACCAUGACAUGCUUAUCAAUUCACUAGGCCAUAAACUUGAUGGCAUGAUCUGUGAUGGCGAUUCAAGAGAGCUGAGCGCAUCAACAGUUGUCAACUGUAUGAACAUCGACCAAGGUGAGAUCACCUAUUUUCGAGUUGGGUGCACACCACAGGAAAUUGUGGACAAACAUUUGGAGGACGCCAAAGCAGAAAUUGAAGGCAAAACAAGCUACCCUCCAUGCACACUGUACGAGUCAAAUAAAUCCUCCGAUCUGAGAGCCGCAGCUGCUAUCCUGAGUGAUGGUGGCGUGGUUGGAACUCCCACAGACACCGUGUAUGCCAUAGGAGCCUCCUGCAAACAUCCCGAGUCCAUCCGAAGACUCUACACAGUCAAGGAACGUCCUGCAACAAAACCCAUCUGUCUGUGUCUGUCCAAUCUGGAUCAGUUGAAAGCAGCCAAGCCCGACUUCAGUCCUCUCCUUUGGAACUUCAUGGAAAGAUGCUACCCAGGUGGUAUCAGCUGUGUUGUACCCAAAGGAGAAUGGAUGUACAAUCUUGGGGUCGGUGAUGCUUACGAUAUCGUUGGAACAAAGGACAACAUAUGCAUCCGUGUUCCUGACAGUUCCGUCUUGGCCUACCUCGUGUCUGUGUCUGGUCCAAUUGCCAUCACAUCGGGCAAUCCCAGUGGAGGAGCUGACAGCAUUCACCAUGACAUGCUUAUCAAUUCACUAGGCCAUAAGCUUGAUGGCAUGAUCUGUGAUGGCGAUUCAAGAGAGCUGAGCGCAUCAACAGUUGUCAACUGUAUGAACAUCGACCAAGGUGAGAUCACCUAUUUUCGAGUUGGGUGCACACCACAGGAAAUUGUGGACAAACAUUUGGAGGACGCCAAAGCAGAAAUUGAAGGCAAAACAAGCUACCCUCCAUGCACACUGUACGAGUCAAAUAAAUCCUCCGAUCUGAGAGCCGCAGCUGCUAUCCUGAGUGAUGGUGGCGUGGUUGGAACUCCCACAGACACCGUGUAUGCCAUAGGAGCCUCCUGCAAACAUCCCGAGUCCAUCCGAAGACUCUACACAGUCAAGGAACGUCCUGCAACAAAACCCAUCUGUCUGUGUCUGUCCAAUCUGGAUCAGUUGAAAGCAGCCAAGCCCGACUUCAGUCCUCUCCUUUGGAACUUCAUGGAAAGAUGCUACCCAGGUGGUAUCAGCUGUGUUGUACCCAAAGGAGAAUGGAUGUACAAUCUUGGGGUCGGUGAUGCUUACGAUAUCGUUGGAACAAAGGACAACAUCUGCAUCCGUGUUCCUGACAGUUCCGUCUUGGCCUACCUCGUGUCUGUGUCUGGUCCAAUUGCCAUCACAUCGGGCAAUCCCAGUGGAGGAGCUGACAGCAUUCACCAUGACAUGCUUAUCAAUUCACUAGGCCAUAAACUUGAUGGCAUGAUCUGUGAUGGCGAUUCAAGAGAGCUGAGCGCAUCAACAGUUGUCAACUGUAUGAACAUCGACCAAGGUGAGAUCACCUAUUUUCGAGUUGGGUGCACACCACAGGAAAUUGUGGACAAACAUUUGGAGGACGCCAAAGCAGAAAUUGAAGGCAAAACAAGCUACCCUCCAUGCACACUGUACGAGUCAAAUAAAUCCUCCGAUCUGAGAGCCGCAGCUGCUAUCCUGAGUGAUGGUGGCGUGGUUGGAACUCCCACAGACACCGUGUAUGCCAUAGGAGCCUCCUGCAAACAUCCCGAGUCCAUCCGAAGACUCUACACAGUCAAGGAACGUCCUGCAACAAAACCCAUCUGUCUGUGUCUGUCCAAUCUGGAUCAGUUGAAAGCAGCCAAGCCCGACUUCAGUCCUCUCCUUUGGAACUUCAUGGAAAGAUGCUACCCAGGUGGUAUCAGCUGUGUUGUACCCAAAGGAGAAUGGAUGUACAAUCUUGGGGUCGGUGAUGCUUACGAUAUCGUUGGAACAAAGGACAACAUCUGCAUCCGUGUUCCUGACAGUUCCGUCUUGGCCUACCUCGUGUCUGUGUCUGGUCCAAUUGCCAUCACAUCGGGCAAUCCCAGUGGAGGAGCUGACAGCAUUCACCAUGACAUGCUUAUCAAUUCACUAGGCCAUAAGCUUGAUGGCAUGAUCUGUGAUGGCGAUUCAAGAGAGCUGAGCGCAUCAACAGUUGUCAACUGUAUGAACAUCGACCAAGGUGAGAUCACCUAUUUUCGAGUUGGGUGCACACCACAGGAAAUUGUGGACAAACAUUUGGAGGACGCCAAAGCAGAAAUUGAAGGCAAAACAAGCUACCCUCCAUGCACACUGUACGAGUCAAAUAAAUCCUCCGAUCUGAGAGCCGCAGCUGCUAUCCUGAGUGAUGGUGGCGUGGUUGGAACUCCCACAGACACCGUGUAUGCCAUAGGAGCCUCCUGCAAACAUCCCGAGUCCAUCCGAAGACUCUACACAGUCAAGGAACGUCCUGCAACAAAACCCAUCUGUCUGUGUCUGUCCAAUCUGGAUCAGUUGAAAGCAGCCAAGCCCGACUUCAGUCCUCUCCUUUGGAACUUCAUGGAAAGAUGCUACCCAGGUGGUAUCAGCUGUGUUGUACCCAAAGGAGAAUGGAUGUACAAUCUUGGGGUCGGUGAUGCUUACGAUAUCGUUGGAACAAAGGACAACAUCUGCAUCCGUGUUCCUGACAGUUCCGUCUUGGCCUACCUCGUGUCUGUGUCUGGUCCAAUUGCCAUCACAUCGGGCAAUCCCAGUGGAGGAGCUGACAGCAUUCACCAUGACAUGCUUAUCAAUUCACUAGGCCAUAAGCUUGAUGGCAUGAUCUGUGAUGCCGAUUCAAGAGAGCUGAGCGCAUCAACAGUUGUCAACUGUAUGAACAUCGACCAAGGUGAGAUCACCUAUUUUCGAGUUGGGUGCACACCACAGGAAAUUGUGGACAAACAUUUGGAGGACGCCAAAGCAGAAAUUGAAGGCAAAACAAGCUACCCUCCAUGCACACUGUACGAGUCAAAUAGAUCCUCCGAUCUGAGAGCCGCAGCUGCUAUCCUGAGUGAUGGUGGCGUGGUUGGAACUCCCACAGACACCGUGUAUGCCAUAGGAGCCUCCUGCAAACAUCCCGAGUCCAUCCGAAGACUCUACACAGUCAAGGAACGUCCUGCAACAAAACCCAUCUGUCUGUGUCUGUCCAAUCUGGAUCAGUUGAAAGCAGCCAAGCCCGACUUCAGUCCUCUCCUUUGGAACUUCAUGGAAAGAUGCUACCCAGGUGGUAUCAGCUGUGUUGUACCCAAAGGAGAAUGGAUGUACAAUCUUGGGGUCGGUGAUGCUUACGAUAUCGUUGGAACAAAGGACAACAUAUGCAUCCGUGUUCCUGACAGUUCCGUCUUGGCCUACCUCGUGUCUGUGUCUGGUCCAAUUGCCAUCACAUCGGGCAAUCCCAGUGGAGGAGCUGACAGCAUUCACCAUGACAUGCUUAUCAAUUCACUAGGCCAUAAGCUUGAUGGCAUGAUCUGUGAUGGCGAUUCAAGAGAGCUGAGCGCAUCAACAGUUGUCAACUGUAUGAACAUCGACCAAGGUGAGAUCACCUAUUUUCGAGUUGGGUGCACACCACAGGAAAUUGUGGACAAGCAUUUGGAGGACGCCAAAGCAGAAAUUGAAGGCAAAACAAGCUACCCUCCAUGCACACUGUACGAGUCAAAUAAAUCCUCCGAUCUGAGAGCCGCAGCUGCUAUCCUGAGUGAUGGUGGUGUGGUUGGAACUCCCACAGACACCGUGUAUGCCAUAGGAGCCUCCUGCAAACAUCCCGAGUCCAUCCGAAGACUCUACACAGUCAAGGAACGUCCUGCAACAAAACCCAUCUGUCUGUGUCUGUCCAAUCUGGAUCAGUUGAAAGCAGCCAAGCCCGACUUCAGUCCUCUCCUUUGGAACUUCAUGGAAAGAUGCUACCCAGGUGGUAUCAGCUGUGUUGUACCCAAAGGAGAAUGGAUGUACAAUCUUGGGGUCGGUGAUGCUUACGAUAUCGUUGGAACAAAGGACAACAUCUGCAUCCGUGUUCCUGACAGUUCCGUCUUGGCCUACCUCGUGUCUGUGUCUGGUCCAAUUGCCAUCACAUCGGGCAAUCCCAGUGGAGGAGCUGACAGCAUUCACCAUGACAUGCUUAUCAAUUCACUGGGCCAUAAGCUUGAUGGCAUGAUCUGUGAUGGCGAUUCAAGAGAGCUGAGCGCAUCAACAGUUGUCAACUGUAUGAACAUCGACCAAGGUGAGAUCACCUAUUUUCGAGUUGGGUGCACACCACAUGAAAUUGUGGACAAACAUUUGGAGGACGCCAAAGCAGAAAUUGAAGGCAAAACAAGCUACCCUCCAUGCACACUGUACGAGUCAAAUAAAUCCUCCGAUCUGAGAGCCGCAGCUGCUAUCCUGAGUGAUGGUGGUGUGGUUGGAACUCCCACAGACACCGUGUAUGCCAUAGGAGCCUCCUGCAAACAUCCCGAGUCCAUCCGAAGACUCUACACAGUCAAGGAACGUCCUGCAACAAAACCCAUCUGUCUGUGUCUGUCCAAUCUGGAUCAGUUGAAAGCAGCCAAGCCCGACUUCAGUCCUCUCCUUUGGAACUUCAUGGAAAGAUGCUACCCAGGUGGUAUCAGCUGUGUUGUACCCAAAGGAGAAUGGAUGUACAAUCUUGGGGUCGGUGAUGCUUACGAUAUCGUUGGAACAAAGGACAACAUCUGCAUCCGUGUUCCUGACAGUUCCGUCUUGGCCUACCUCGUGUCUGUGUCUGGUCCAAUUGCCAUCACAUCGGGCAAUCCCAGUGGAGGAGCUGACAGCAUUCACCAUGACAUGCUUAUCAAUUCACUAGGCCAUAAGCUUGAUGGCAUGAUCUGUGAUGGCGAUUCAAGAGAGCUGAGCGCAUCAACAGUUGUCAACUGUAUGAACAUCGACCAAGGUGAGAUCACCUAUUUUCGAGUUGGGUGCACACCACAUGAAAUUGUGGACAAGCAUUUGGAGGACGCCAAAGCAGAAAUUGAAGGCGAAACAAGCUACCCUCCAUGCACACUGUACGAGUCAAAUAAAUCCUCCGAUCUGAGAGCCGCAGCUGCUAUUCUGAGUAAUGGUGGUGUGGUUGGAACUCCCACAGACACCGUGUAUGCCAUAGGAGCCUCCUGCAAACAUCCCGAGUCCAUCCGAAGACUCUACACAGUCAAGGAACGUCCUGCAACAAAACCCAUCUGUCUGUGUCUGUCCAAUCUGGAUCAGUUGAAAGCAGCCAAGCCCGACUUCAGUCCUCUCCUUUGGAACUUCAUGGAAAGAUGCUACCCAGGUGGUAUCAGCUGUGUUGUACCCAAAGGAGAAUGGAUGUACAAUCUUGGGGUCGGUGAUGCUUACGAUAUCGUUGGAACAAAGGACAACAUCUGCAUCCGUGUUCCUGACAGUUCCGUCUUGGCCUACCUCGUGUCUGUGUCUGGUCCAAUUGCCAUCACAUCGGGCAAUCCCAGUGGAGGAGCUGACAGCAUUCACCAUGACAUGCUUAUCAAUUCACUGGGCCAUAAGCUUGAUGGCAUGAUCUGUGAUGGCGAUUCAAGAGAGCUGAGCGCAUCAACAGUUGUCAACUGUAUGAACAUCGACCAAGGUGAGAUCACCUAUUUUCGAGUUGGGUGCACACCACAUGAAAUUGUGGACAAGCAUUUGGAGGACGCCAAAGCAGAAAUUGAAGGCAAAACAAGCUACCCUCCAUGCACACUGUACGAGUCAAAUAAAUCCUCCGAUCUGAGAGCCGCCGCUGCUAUUCUGAGUAAUGGUGGUGUGGUUGGAACUCCCACAGACACCGUGUAUGCCAUAGGAGCCUCCUGCAAACAUCCCGAGUCCAUCCGAAGACUCUACACAGUCAAGGAACGUCCUGCAACAAAACCCAUCUGUCUGUGUCUGUCCAAUCUGGAUCAGUUGAAAGCAGCCAAGCCCGACUUCAGUCCUCUCCUUUGGAACUUCAUGGAAAGAUGCUACCCAGGUGGUAUCAGCUGUGUUGUACCCAAAGGAGAAUGGAUGUACAAUCUUGGGGUCGGUGAUGCUUACGAUAUCGUUGGAACAAAGGACAACAUCUGCAUCCGUGUUCCUGACAGUUCCGUCUUGGCCUACCUCGUGUCUGUGUCUGGUCCAAUUGCCAUCACAUCGGGCAAUCCCAGUGGAGGAGCUGACAGCAUUCACCAUGACAUGCUUAUCAAUUCACUGGGCCAUAAGCUUGAUGGCAUGAUCUGUGAUGGCGAUUCAAGAGAGCUGAGCGCAUCAACAGUUGUCAACUGUAUGAACAUCGACCAAGGUGAGAUCACCUAUUUUCGAGUUGGGUGUACACCACAUGAAAUUGUGGACAAGCAUUUGGAGGACGCCAAAGCAGAAAUUGAAGGCAAAACAAGCUACCCUCCAUGCACACUGUACGAGUCAAAUAAAUCCUCCGAUCUGAGAGCCGCCGCUGCUAUUCUGAGUAAUGGUGGUGUGGUUGGAACUCCCACAGACACCGUGUAUGCCAUAGGAGCCUCCUGCAAACAUCCCGAGUCCAUCCGAAGACUCUACACAGUCAAGGAACGUCCUGCAACAAAACCCAUCUGUCUGUGUCUGUCCAGCCUGGAUCAGUUGAAAGCAGCCAAGCCCAACUUCAGUCCUCUCCUUUGGAACUUCAUGGAAAGAUGCUACCCAGGUGGUAUCAGCUGUGUUGUACCCAAAGGAGAAUGGAUGUACAAUCUUGGGGUCGGUGAUGCCUACGAUAUCGUUGGAACAAAGGACAACAUCUGCAUCCGCAUUCCUGACAGUUCCGUCUUGGCCUACCUCGUGUCUGUGUCUGGUCCAAUUGCCAUCACAUCGGGCAAUCCCAGUGGAGGAGCUGACAGCACUCACCACGACAUGCUUAUCAACUCCCUUGGUCAUAAACUUGAUGCUGUCCUUUGUGAUGGGGAAUCGGAUGAAAAAUCAGCAUCUACAGUAGUUAACUGUAUGAACAUCGACCAAGGUGACAUCAGUUUCUUCCGGGUAGGAUGUACCCCGCGCAAUGUCGUCCACCGGCAUCUGAGAGACGCAAAGGCUGAUAUUUUCGGAAAGAAAUAUGUCUUAGAGAAAAUGGUCCCUUUGUUUAUGAUGCAAGGAGGGGCAUAGCAUCUAACACAUAAAGGGGAGAUGCGUGUCUCUGUGCGUAUGCGUGUGAGUGUGCGUGUGCGUGUGAGUGUGUGCGUCUGUGUCUGUGUGUCUGUUUCC